GCUUUGCUAGGGUUUUAUGGUGAAAGCAAAUGGGCAGGGAAAGUAAGAUGGCUUCUUGGUCUGAUCUUCCGAAAGAAAUUGUUGAAAAAAUCAGUGAAUCCCUCGACAGCCAUAUUGACAUCACCCGUUUUCGUGCAGUCUGCAAUUCAUGGCGUUCAGCAAUUUCUCCUAAUUUUAAAAUUUCCAAAUCUGUCUUUCCCAUCAAACUGCCUUUACCCAACAUAACAAUGACUCAGGAUUUUCAUAAAGAAUCUGAGUUUUAUUUAAUUGAAAGUACUGUUUAUCUUUUACAACUUCCUCAUCCUCCUCACACACCCUGGUUGGUCAAGGUUGUGAAAACAGUAGACGGAAAAUUAAGGAUUUUGAAUCUUCUAACCAACACAGUAUUCAAGGGUUUUCCCGAUAAGAAAUUGAAUUCACUAGAUUUCCGCCUUUCUCAAGUUUUUAAAUCAUAUCAUGUCCAGUGGAUCUUAAAGCCUUACGCCCGUGAAUGUGAACUACAGGUUUUAGUUAAUAAAAUCUUGUUUAUUUGGAAUGAUCAAACUAAUCAUUUUUCUUUACUGGCAAUUAGUAUUUGGGAUAAUUUAUUGUGUUUUAAGUCAGGGGAUGAGAAAUGGACUGCCUUGAAAGAUCGCAGUGCUAAGAUUGUCGAUAUUAUUGUGUAUAGGGGGGAUUUUUAUGCUGUUGAUACUUAUGGAGAGACCAUAAUGUAUGACCCCUCCUCGUUUAACGAGACCAAUGUAUCUUCCAACGUAAAGAGAUUAUCUUCGAGCAUUUUUAAUGGAUGGGGUAGUAAGAAACGACUGGUGGAAUCAGGUGGGGAGUUGUUUCUGGUUGAUAUGUUUUUAGAUACUGAUGUUAAGACGGAGUUGCAUGGUUCUCAACCUUCAUGGAAAAGUCCCAAGGAAAUUAAGAUUUACCGGCUUGAUGAAGAACAACAUGAGUGGAUUGCAGUGCAUACAUUGGGUGAUCGAAUUGUUUUUGCUGGUGACGACUGUUGUUUCUCUGUUUCGUCAUCAGAUUUUGGUGAUCAGUGCAGAGGAAACUGCAUUUACUAUGUGAAUGGAGGUAUAGUUGUGAACAUCUUGGGAAAUGACCUUAGCGAAGAAGUGAAACUUAGAUAUAAAGGAUUACAUGGUCAACACACAGGUAUCAUUACUUUACAAGAUGGUAAACUUGGUUCUUUGAUAUCCUUCCUCGAAUAUGCAGAUAUUUUCUGGCCACCCUCAUCUUGGCUUUAUACUGGCGAUCGGGCAGUUCUUCAGACACUCAUCACUAACUUUACGCCUCAGAUGUUGCCUUUUCUAUAUCGUAUUUAACUGGCUAAAGAUUUAGAUACUUUGUUUUUGAAACUCAAUGCCUUUCUUUUAUUUAGACACCCUUUUUAAUUUACUCUUUGGCACUAUCUAUGCUAUACUUGUUGUUAAUUAAGUUGAUUAUCCUUUGGAAUAAUUUACUUGCUUUGUUACAUUUUUGUGCUAAAGGGUACUCUUGUGCAAGUGUAGCAUCGUAUCUACUCUUUUG
Messenger RNA from Solanum stenotomum, 1524 nucleotides. Its product is annotated as F-box protein SKIP23-like. The record is from RefSeq and is a predicted model, not a curated record. Gene Ontology annotation, molecular function: protein binding. The transcript has a single exon. The coding region runs from base 30 to 1319 and encodes 429 amino acids. Lineage: Eukaryota; Viridiplantae; Streptophyta; Magnoliopsida; Solanales; Solanaceae.